AAAACAAACGUCAUUCUGGCUGUUUUACUUUGUCUUGUUGGGGUGCUGUCGCUUAUUUUUGAAUUUAUUGUUUAAUGCGCAAAUUAAUAACAUAAAAAUCAUGUACAACGACAAAAAUGAACUAACAUUGCUGUUCAUUGCGUACGAUUAAGUCGCGUAGUGAUAGAUAUCUCUGCGUGUACGGACGUACUCAAUCUCAGUGUAGAUUAGUUCGUCUGGAGUGGACUGGACAACAUCUCUCUUUAUCUCAGAAAUAUGCGAACAGCUAUGUACAGUUUAAUAAAUUAGUUUAGAGCGCGCGAUGAUACAUAGCGGUCAAUAAAGCAGAAAUGUGCCGGUGUAGUGUAUUAUUUUAAAUUUAAUAACAGAGACUUGUGCUUUUAAAAUCCUGGUGAUUACGCGAAAAUAUAAUAAGAAAAUUCAAAAUGAGUUCUCUUGUAUCCGGAUUUGUUCCUGAAUAUUUAUCCUCGAUCGUUGAUGAGUUAGAUGAACACCCAUGGCUUUUCUCUGCGUUAGCUUCAGUGCUAGUAGGACUAAGUGGGAUUCUGCCUCUGUUGAUUAUACCAAUAGAUGAAUCGGCUUCCUUCCAAGAGGGCGCUGGUGCGGCGACCCUUCGGAUCCUGCUCAGCUUCGCGGUAGGAGGGCUGUUGGGUGACGUGUUCCUACAUCUGCUGCCGGAGGCCUGGCAGCAUGACCUGGCCAGUACACCAGAGGGUGAACACGUAUCUUUAAAAUGCGGCCUGUGGUGUCUAUUUGGGAUGCUUGUCUUCAUCGUGGUGGAGAAACUCUUCGCCGCGAGCGAGCACGAAGAAGAACCGAAGCCGAAACGGCACGGGGGCUCGAAGGAGAUAGAAAUAGAGGAGAUAGAGAAACUUCUGGAGGUGCAACGGAAGCAGAGGGGCGCGGGGAAAGAUGAGGGGAUCUGUGGGGGCAAUGGGAAGGUCACAGCCAAACAGCUGUAUGAUACGUGUGUGUUCAACAAUAAUACCGGUGGAGAUGGCACAUGUUGCAACUCGAUGGCUGGCCCCGUCGGCUCCGGCCGGUGUAAGAGCAACCGCUGGAUGGGGCGGUGCCUCAUAAGGGAAGCUAGAGAGAAGGCGCUUGGAGAUAGCAAGGAGAAAACUGAUAAGAAAGAUGUAGCCGGUUACCUGAACCUGAUGGCGAAUUCCAUCGACAACUUCACGCACGGACUGGCCGUGGGCGGCUCCUUCCUCGUCGGCUUCAGAGUGGGCGCGCUCACCACGUUCGCUAUACUUGUCCACGAGAUCCCUCACGAAGUCGGGGACUUCGCGAUUUUGCUCAAAAGCGGCUUCUCCCGUUGGGAGGCGGCUAAAGCUCAACUGGCGACAGCGUCUGCAGGUCUGGUGGGCGCCAUGACGGCCGUCAUGUUCAGCGGUGCCAGGAACGCUAUCGAGGCCAAAACGUCUUGGAUAGUGCCGUUCACGGCGGGCGGGUUCCUGCACAUCGCGCUGGUGACGGUGCUGCCGGAGCUGCUGCGGGAGCCCGACCGCCGCCAGGCGCUGCGCCAGCUGGCGGCGCUGCUGGCCGGCGUCGGGUUCAUGGCCGCCAUCACGUACUACCUCUAGGCCGCGUGGGGCCACCACCAAUACUGUCCACAAUAGUGAAGUUCUAAUAUGUGAAGUUCGGAAAAGUGAAGUGCAAAGUGUUAUUCAAAAAGGCCGUGGUUAGAUUUCAACAUCGCACGUGUGUCACCACUGUUGUUGCAGCGUACAUAGGCUGCGGUGAUCACUUACCAAUAGAUGGACCGCAAGCCACCUCACCCUUGACUGGAUGGAACUCGAUUAUAUUAAAGAUGUAAUGUUGGCGGGAAAUAAUGAGAGUCGCUCAAAUAUCUGCUACUGCUAUCGUCGGCAUAGCUAACAUAUGACUAUUACUUCUACAUAAGAUUGAAUUCAAUUGUGCUAAACAUGUGCAGUUUACAAACAGCGUGAAGACCCAAUAUUCAAAAUGAACUAUUCGGGAAGUAGAUUGAUCAGUCCGGAAAGUGAAUAGAAUAAAAUUACUCAUUCAAGGGUCCAUAAAGUGCGGUGACCACUUUUCAUCAGAUUGAUCGUAUGCGUGUUUGCUCAGUAGCAUUUAUCUGCUUACUAUCUUCUCUUAAAGCGACUAGUUUUUUGCAUCUCAAAUUCGUACCAUCACGUCAAAAUGUCCCAAAUAGUAAAAAUAUUUUCUUGGAAAAUUUCACUUGAUUACGAAGUAAAAUUUUACAAAGCAUGUAUUGAUUUCACGUCAAAUCUUGACGCUUAUCUGUAAAAUUUACAAACUAAUUUCACACCACUAAUUUCAUAAUGAAAUUGAGGCUCUAAAACGACUUCACAAAUUGCAAAAAGCAUAACGCGUUUUAGUUAUUUUUUAAUUUAAUUCACAAUCACUUAUGUACAUAUUAUGUAGGUACAUACAUGACGUAGUCAAGCCAUUCAUUUAAUAAAUAUUAAGUAAAAUUUUGUGUAAAUAAAAAAAAAGUAUUACUCUAUCGAAUUUUAGAACAUUUAGGCGUUGAAUAUAUUUUUCUAAAAAAAAAUCAGUCAUUUACUAAAGAGCAAAAUGUGCUCAAUUUGUAAAUACGUAUUAAUUAUUAUUGGUAUGUUAGUUUUAUUUCUAAUAAAAAUGUUAUUACAUUCAUAUUAAUUAUAUUACUUUUAAUUUUAAUUAUUAUAUUAGUUCAUUACUUUCUUAUUUUGUAAGAAACCUCUUGUUUCUAAACCGUUUAAGAUUUUUUAUUAAUUUAAAGUUUAAAAAUCAGUACAAGUCCUAUAGACGUUUUGUUAUUUUAUACAACAGUUACGCUUAAACUGUGUAUCAUUUUCCUGAAAUUUUACUAAAAAACCAAUGGUACAAAAAUGUUUUAAAAUAAAAAUGCUACUCGUAAUUACCGAAUAAUUUCUGAUUCGGUAAAUGCAAAAUCUAUUAAACCAAAAGACAUGCAUUUAUAUAUACGUAAGCAUCGCCAUCUUGGAUAUAUAGUCGGCAAACUUAUUAAAUACGUAGUAUUUACAAUAUACGGCUGUAACAAUAUUCCUGUACACACAUAGUGGCAAGAUACGGUACCUUGGGCGGAUCCUAUAUGCAAAGCGAAAAAUAUUAAGACUUCUAAAGCGUAGCCAUCAGUCGCGUGCACUCUAACGAAUACCAAAUCCCUCACCCUUUUUAGAAGUGUAAUAUUACAUGAAACUUCGCAUAAAGGUACCCUAACUUACCAUAAUAACCUAUAGUAUAUACGUAAUUAAUACUCAAGGAUUUUUUUUAUUCAGCUACUCAAGCAUACUGCAAUUUAUAACAUAUACCUAAUACAUAUAGUUACAUCCAUUGCACAUGUAUAUAUAGGUAUUUUGUUACACCCUAUAAUGGUAUUUUUGAGUGGUUUAUAGUUAUAGGGAAUUUAUCUGUUAAAUCAAUCACAUAAAUCAAUUAAUAUUAUAAAAAUAAAACUUUACGAUGUCUUUAUAUUUUUAUUAUAAACUUACCAUGUAUAGGUUACAAACAAAGGCAAAAAUUGUAAAAAUACAGGGUGGGCCUUAAUCUAUAUAUUUUGCCCUUAUUUAAAAAAAUAUUUUUAGGCUAUCGAAACCAAUUGAAAAAAUAAUGUUUUACCUAUUUUAUCUCAGUAUAUAUUUUGUGAAAAAACUUCAAAGUUGCAGGCACAUUUUGUUAAAGUUCCCAUUUUUCCACAAAAUAUAAUACUUACUAUAUUUCUCUUUAUUAUGGUAUAUUUGUACUAUUUUGAUAUAUUUUAGUAGUAUUUCACUAGUUUCGCGUCUUACUUUUUUGAGAAAGUAGGUAUUUUACGUUUUGGUUACAAGUUAAAACAAAUUGUAUUUUUUAAAAUUCAUUUAUAUAAUUAAAACAAAAAAGCUGUAAAAUAUCAUAUAGUAUUUAGUAUUAACCACUGCACUAUAGUUGUGUGUGAUAGUGUCUAGUUUCAACACAAUUUGUUGUAAAUACUCUUAGAUAUACACGGAUUGUCAUAAAAUAUUACGUCACAUAUACAUGUUUUGUUAAUGAUGAAAUACAACCUGACCACAAAAUAAAAUAAAGCGUUAGAAAAUAAGCUCUUCUAAAAUAAAUGUAUUUCUAUGCUAAUAACUUUUGAAAUAUCAUUUUUAAGUCUCAAGGUCAUAAAUGCUAAGAGCUAAAGUUAAGUUUUGACAGUUGACAGCUUUGUUGAGCUUCACUCAGUCAACGCCCCACAGAUUUUACUUAAAAUUUUGAAAUAUUGUGAUUCGUUUAUGAAAAAUUACGGGAAGAUUGCUCUUUUAUAUUCAGGUUUGCGUCGACUUUAAAUUUAGUCAGGGUAUCGGUUCUACCUGUGGUUCUACAUACAUUAAGUCAGUCAAAGCCGAGGUGCUCCUUAUUGCUAAACGUUACAAUUUCUAUGAUAAUCCUAUAGUAAAUUAUAGCCAGUAAUUUGUCUGUCAUAUCCCACAUUGUUGUAUAGUUAUGUAAUCACUGCAUUUCAUGUACUUAAGAACUUUUUGAUGAGAAGAACAUAAUAUAGUUAUAAAAAAAGAAAGAAGAAAGGAAAUAACAAGACAUGUUAAACAUGUAAAAAUUGCUAUUUGUGGCCCGACCUCUUGCGUGGUCAAAGGUAAUACAAUGACUUUACCUCGCAAUAAUUAAGAGAGGAGAAUUUUUUCGUCACAUUAUUAUUUUCAAAAUUUGUUAAAAAGGAUGUGUGACAUGUAAAUGGAGAGGUCGGACCAAAUGUGAAAGAGAUAGCAAUAUUUCACAUCAAAAAGUUCUGAGUUUUUCUGGCUCCAGUAUUUACCUAUAGCUUCUUGAUAUAGUGUAAGAGAGUAGUCAUGUUGAUUACUUACCAAAACAUUUCUUAAAUUCAGUUUCCUUCCAUACUACUGAAAUUUUAAAUUGUCAAAAAAAAUACUAAUAAUCGUGGCCUGAUUUUUUUCAUCGCAUUAUUUAAAUCAAUACAUAUAAUAAAAAAUAGUCGAUAGAGUCAUAGUGACAUAAUAGAGUAAGAAUUUGAAAAAAAAUAUUUUAAUGAAACUUUUUUGUUAUAUGUAUAGCUAUUAAGCCUGGGCAACAUAUAAGGUAUAAAUUUGAAAACUGGAAUAAUACCCAUGGAGCUGAACUAAAUAAUAAGAAAUAUGGAAAUGACGCCUUAACAAAACUUGUUCAGUCGCUUAUCAAGAUGCUCAUCAAUCUUCUGUACAGGAAUCGUUACGCUUUUUCUGUACAGUUAAAUUUCUCUAAUAAUUUUGACACCUUACCAAAAGUUAUUGGGCCACGCGAACGAAGUCGCGGGCAUCAGCUAGUGUAAAUAAAAAUAGUCUUAUUACUAACCAUGAAAAUUUUUGAAAACAAUGUUAUUUUUUUGUCAGCGCGUAUAUUGGUCAAUCGGCUUAUUCCACAAAUUCCCUUAGACGAUCCCCUAAGAGGGGAUUGGUAGACUUCCCACCCACCACUCAUCCCCUUAACACGUUGACCAUAAUAUUGUUAGCAGUCAACAUAUUAAGCAAAAUUUAAAUGAUUAGAUUUGUGACUCAUCCCCUAAAAAGAUUAAACAAAAUGUUUUAUUAAGUAUAACUUAUACUGUAGUACUCAUAGAGGAUAACCAGUUAUGUGAUAAAUAUGCCAUUAAUUUAAUAUUGAGUAUUGCAUGUCGUUGUCAUAAAUAACGACAAAUAAAAAUAAUAAUAAAAUUUUAAUGUUAAAAUAAAUGAUCAAGAAUCACA
Plodia interpunctella (Indianmeal moth) is the source of this 5711-nucleotide messenger RNA. RefSeq names its product Zinc/iron regulated transporter-related protein 99C (gene Zip99C). The transcript has 8 exons. Gene Ontology annotation, molecular function: zinc ion transmembrane transporter activity. Gene Ontology annotation, cellular component: membrane. Bases 426 to 1586 code for a protein of 386 amino acids. The record is from RefSeq and is a predicted model, not a curated record. NCBI's taxonomy places the organism in Eukaryota, Metazoa, Arthropoda, Insecta, Lepidoptera, Pyralidae. Gene Ontology annotation, biological process: zinc ion transmembrane transport; intracellular zinc ion homeostasis.